This is a messenger RNA of Helicoverpa zea (corn earworm), 6708 nucleotides long. RefSeq names its product RNA-binding protein Pasilla (gene pasilla). The transcript has 10 exons. Gene Ontology annotation, cellular component: nucleus; cytoplasm. NCBI's taxonomy places the organism in Eukaryota, Metazoa, Arthropoda, Insecta, Lepidoptera, Noctuidae. Gene Ontology annotation, molecular function: mRNA binding. The record is from RefSeq and is a predicted model, not a curated record. Bases 267 to 1916 code for a protein of 549 amino acids. Gene Ontology annotation, biological process: mRNA splicing, via spliceosome; regulation of alternative mRNA splicing, via spliceosome.
UUGGCCGUGCGCCACAAACAGCCGCAGUAUCGACAAACGUUCACAAAACGUUUAGACGUAACAACCAUAGUGUCAUUUCUCUUCUUAUUUCAUUAACUACACCAUUCAAAACUUCAAUUUUCCUUCGUUUCUAGUUGUAUAAGUGUUAAGUGUUACCAUUAUUAUGUUAAAAUAAUGCAUAGUGCCGCAUAAUAGUACAUAUUUUGAAGCAAUUACGUAAUGGGAAUUAUGCUAGACAAGUUUAAAGUUUUGCCCUGAAAUUCAACAUGGCCGCUGACACAGGGAUGGAUACUUGCCCCAGUCCGGAAAUCACGGACUCGAGGAAACGGCCGCUCGACGGCGACUCGGAGAAUGGAGACGUAAAGAGAUCACACUUUAGCUCGGUGCAAGACUUGGUGACCGCGUUGCCUCUGGCCAACGGCCAUGGCAAUAUAACGUCUCAUUUCGCCGUGGAGCCGACAUACCACUUCAAGGUGCUGGUGCCGUCCAUGGUGGCCGGCGCCAUCAUCGGCAAGGGUGGCGAGACCAUCGCCCAGCUGCAGAAGGACACUGGCGCCAGGGUCAAGAUGUCCAAAUCCCAUGACUUCUAUCCUGGUACAACGGAACGAGCAUGCCUCAUCACGGGCUCCGUCGACGGCAUCAUGGUGGUGCUGGACUUCAUCAUGGACAAGAUCAAGGAGAAGCCCGAGCUCGUCAAACCCUUCCCGGAAGGCGUCGAUACCAAGAUGCCUCAGGAUAGAGACAAGCAGGUGAAGAUCCUGGUGCCAAACUCCACGGCCGGCAUGAUCAUCGGCAAGGGCGGUAACUACAUCAAGCAGAUCAAGGAACAAAGUGGUAGCUACGUGCAGAUCUCGCAGAAGGCUAAGGAGCUCUCGCUGCAGGAGCGGUGCAUCACUGUCGUGGGUGAAAAAGAGAACAACAAGAAGGCCUGCCUGAUGAUCCUACAGAAGGUGGUGGACGACCCUCAGUCCGGGUCGUGUCCCAACGUGUCGUACGCGGACGUGGCCGGGCCGGUCGCCAACUACAACCCGACCGGGUCGCCGUACGCCGUGCCCACCGCUGAGGUGAAAGAGAACCACGGUCUGGCAGGCGGCGUGGGGUCGGUGGGGUCGGUGCUGGUGAACGGCGGCGGCGUGGGGUCGGUGGGGUCGGUGGGCGCGGUGGGGGCGCUGUCGCUGUCGCUGUCGCUGGCGCCGCCCGGCCAGGGCGCCGCCGCGCCGCUCUCGCAGCACACGCUCGACAGCAUCAAGGCGGCGCUGCGGCAGGCCGGGUACAGCGACGCCGGGGUGAGCGAGAUCGGGGCCGCGCUAGCCCUGCUGGUGAAGCACGGCGUGCUGGGGCUGGCGCUGCCGGCCGCGCUGCCGGCGCCGCCGCUGUCGGCCGCCUACUUCCCGCUGCCCGCGCAGGACCCGCCCGCAGUCUUCGGGCCCAUCGGACAAGUGCCGCUCGGUAUGUACUCAGGCGGCGCGCGCGGCGGCUCGCUAGAGCGUUUCGCGGAGGUUGCAUUCGAGGCGCUUCGCCCCCCAGCCGUGGCGCCCAUCUCGCUGUCGGCCGGCGUGGGCGGCGUGGGCGGCGUGGCCGGCUUCCCCUCCGCCUCGCUGCUGCCGCUCUCCAAGAGCCCCACGCCCGCCGACGCCGGCGCCAAGGACUCCAAGAACGUCGAGAUCGCCGAGGUCAUCGUCGGCGCCAUACUAGGUCCUGGCGGGCGCAGCCUGGUGGAGAUCCAGCAGAUGUCGGGCGCCAACAUCCAGAUCUCGAAGAAGGGCACGUUCGCGCCGGGCACGCGCAACCGCAUCGUCACCAUCAGCGGCUCCGCCACCGCCAUCAGCAACGCGCAGUACCUCAUCGACCAGAAGAUCCAGGAGGAGGAGCUCAAGCGCACCCGCCACAACGCCAUCUCCGGCCUCAUGCAGUAGCACUCUAGUCACCGGCCGACACUUACCUGACUCUAGUUAAGAAGUUUUGUUUUGUUUACCUGACGGAGGAUAUAAUUUAUGCAGCUCUCGCCGCGCGUCGCCCCGCCGCGUGGCGACACAGUUACCGUCCGGCGGCCGCGUCCCGCUCCGCGCGGAACUACUAUGUGGCGACGCGGACCGCCCGACACUAUAUAUUUUACGUUUCUUAUCGUGAUGACAAGUAAUUAUUUUGUUCUGCCUAGCAGACGGUUAUUGUUGUUUAAGAUAUAAUAAUGAAAUAUUGUGAUAUCUCCUAUCACGGAAAUUCCUAUUCCAUACACAUAUUAUUUUUGUAUAUUAUUCACCACAGCAUACGUUUUGUUUAUUUACAAAGUUGAUUUCAUUGUAAAUGUUACCAUUGAUAAGUUAUUUUUCUUUAGUUUAUUAGGAUUAGUGAUGUGGUCGAUUGAUAAAUCUAUCGAUGCGGUAACUCUCAUAGGGAGACGUUAUCGAUACCCUUCGCGACACUACGGGAGUUUAGGAGCUAAAUCCUACCAAAGUUGUUUUAUUUACUGACGCAUAAUGAGUAGCAUCGACUUGGGUACAGCGUUUAUAUGCGUACCGAUAGUAUCGAGAUGGAUUGUGAACGUCACAAGCCGGAGUUAGUCGGAACAGAGCAGUCGCGCGGACUAUGCACCUGCCGUGACGUGCUCGCGGUCAGUGGAGAGUCGGCGCGAGUGCUGCCGGCGCAAGUCGGUGCCGCGCGAGUCACUGCACUCAACAAUCACUUCGCUUUGUCAAGUGUCACCCGAGUUUGUUUCUCCCGAUCUGGCUAGCAGAGUUCUUCAUUCCUGAUUUCUCUCGGUAAAGAUCUUUAUUUUUUUAUACAUUUAUAAACAAAAUAAUAAUUAUCUAAUCGUUUUAAAUUUUAUUUUUAUUAGGAAAGUUUCAUAGUUAUUGAUUUGUUGUCGGUCUAAAUUUGUCUUACGAUAUAAGUACAAUUUAAAUAAUAAUGAAAUGCAUGUCCAGAAUAGUAGAUGAAAUAAUAAUAAAAAAUAUUUUAAACAUUUUAAAUGCAGAUUUCUAUAUAUCGAGAUGACAAUAUAAAUGAUAUAUUCUUAUUUACAGUUACGAUAUGAUUGAAUAUUUUAUUUUUUGCGCCGUCGUUUUACCAAGACGUUCUUUAGUGGCUGUUAGAGUCCGCGCGGCGACGACUUCUAGUCGCACGACCCGCGGUAGUGGAACCUGCGUUACAACAUUUUGCAACGUCAUGUUAAUGUCUAGAAGUCGUGGCCGUGCGCAGUACGUUAGAUUUACAUAAUAUUAUAAACUGUGAUUGUUUUCGUCGACAUUGUCAAGGUACUACGUGUCAGUCUCCACUUAGAGUAGAAGCCGUUCGGCACUUCGCCGGAGGGUAGUUAUAAGUUGUGUUCGUUUACCUCAGAAGUGCCAUCGUUCUAGAUACAGGAAUAGUGAGGUGAGCCUUAUCACAUCUUCAGUGUUCGCAGGCGACGGUCACUCCGCUUUGUUGUUACUGUUGGAGCGAUAUAAUAUGUAGUUACAUUAACGUUUGAAGCUGCUGACAGUACAGUGAAGCGGAGUCUCGCUAUAAAUUAUUUUUGUGUACACCUCCGGCCCUACGUUGGGCGCCAGCAAUACGUUACAAGUUAAUACGCAAAUAACUAAUGGGUGAUAACUUCUUACGAAGGCAGUGAAUACUAUCAAAUGUGAAUAAACGUAUGAAGUACAAAAAGAAACGUAAUCAUAAUAAAAAAUAUAAUAAUUCGAAAUCGGCUUAAUGAUGAAAGUUAAUGUACGAUAGUGUUUAAGAAAUCGGAAUUGAGAGACAAUUUCUCAGCUAAUUCAUUCACAAUUACGCGAUUAUUAAUUAAUUAAUAAAUAAAAAGUAUAUAAAUAUUUUUAACUAAUUAACUAUUAGGGAAGUGAGCACGCUCGAUUCGCCAUAACCUCGUACUUCCGUGAAAAGUGAAAUAAUAGUGAAUAUAAGGUUGUUGUAAGUAGUGUGGCUCGCUCCGAGGCGUUGUUACUGCUCUAUUACAUAUAUACGUGUGUUAUGUAGUUACCGCGGAGUAGUGGCAUUACCUAGCUAGUUCAUAUUAUAUAUUCAAUCUUUAACGUAUAGGUAACGCUGUUCGAUACAUUUCUGGUGUUUUUCGAAUUUUUCUCAUCUAAACUAUGUAUAUGGGGGUAGGAACAGAUAUCGUCUUGUGUCAAUUAAUAAAUGUCUGUUUGUGCGUUCGCGGUGGCUACACUAUGGAAAUAAGCUGAGAACUGAACGGUUACUGGAAGUAUAUGGAACGUGCGCGUUUCCGACUAAGCAUAAUAUAAUCGAGUAGAAUUGAUUAAUGAACUGAUUUUUAACGAAUGAACUGUGUGAUUAGAUAAUGAUAGUGUAACUGUCGGGGUGGGGUAGCGCGUCGUGCUGUCGCGAACACACAGACCGGUCCGGUCCGGUCCGGCCCGGGCCGCCUGUCACGUCGAUUUAACAAGCUCAAUUUUAUCCGAACUAAAUCGAUUAGUCGGUACGUAUAAGUCAAAUGCGUCAAUUAAACAAUUGUAUGGUUUCCAAAGAAUGGUGUAUCACUUCACGGUUCGGGCGAGCUCUGGGGGUAGACAUAGUUUCCGACUCGUUUCUUCACACUCUCUCUCUCUCUCGUGCUAAGUUACUUGCCUGCGUGGCGCGGCGGCCGCCGUGUGCCAGUCGGCACAUUCCGGCUAGGCUUAAGUGUUUCUCGUAGCGCGGAGUGCCCACACGCACUCUCUCAUGUUGCGAAGGAAGUGAAGACGCUGUUCCACUGCUGCGUAGGGCCUCCACAUGUUAGAGCUGGUCGCGCUACGGACGACAUGAGCACGUGGCCACCGUACAAACCGCGUAUUGUGGACACACGCCGACCGCCGCGCCGACAUCCUAAUAGUUAUCAAUGAAAUUCUAGUUAUAAUUAACAUAUUUAAAAAUCAAUAUAAUGGGUAUAAUUAGAUAAUUUUUAAAUUAAAAUUACUGGGAAAAUGUUAAUGUUGUUAUACUGAAGUUGUUACAAUAUUUGAGAGUAUAUUAACGUGAAUACAAAAUAAUAAUUUUAGUGCGGUAAUCAUAAUCCGGAUGAAGUUUAUCGCGUGGAAAGAUAAUAAAUAGUGCAACGUCCCGAGUACUUGUGUUAGUGCAUGCGUAGAGGCGCCGCCGGCUGUGCGGUCAGCCCGCCCCGCACGGGCUGCCUGUGCCCGCCCCGCACGCGGCGCCGCCCGCACCCGCACGCUCCCGCCUCCCACUCCCGCACUUUACCCAUCAUUAUGUAAUGCUGUUACGGUUAAGGAAUUUCAAUGUUGUAGGAUAAGGUAGCUAGUUGUCAUUGUUCAUCGUACGGAACCGCAGAGGUUCGGUCAGCCGCGGCCGGCGCGGAGACAGCCCGCCGGCCGCUCUCAUCCUCCCAUUUUAAUUUUAAUAGCUAAAUGUUGUUGAAUUUGUUGAUAGAGUGGUUUAUUGUAAUUACUAUAGGUAGUUUAGUGGGUAUACACACGAAGGUGGCAGCCGUUGGGUGCGCUAGGCUAGAGUAAGGUUCGAUACUGUGUUUAGGAAAAUGGCUGUGCGUUCAAGUCGAACUCAACAUUAAGACAUCACCAUAACGCUUGUUUCUGAAGGGCGCGAAUCGCACACGACGCUCGCGCGCACUCGUGGCGCCGCUCGCCCCUCGUGGCGCUGCUGGCCACUCGUGGCGCCGCUGGCCAUACGGUGGCGCCGCUGGCCACUCUGUGGCGCCUCUCGCUACUCGUGGCGCCGCUCGCUCACUCACUAUCUGUAUAUAAUUGCAUAACAUUUUUUCAUUUACGUUUUCUCCUUGCUCAUUGUCAUCAAUUUAUUAAAGACUGAGGAAUCAACUCGCGCAUAUUGACAUCGUCACGAACGCGUCCCAAACGGUAGGGAUUAAUUGUAAUAUAUAAUUGUUUUAAUCAUUAAAAUAAAAAUUUCGCUCGGUUUCAUGUGGGCUCGUCUGCCAGGGCGUAGUCGUGUGCGAUUCCCGCAGUACACUCGCGGUGUUUACUGUUUCAUUGUUACUCUCUCUUUUAUUGUUAACGCCCAACCUGAAGAUUUCCAUUAAUUGGCCGCCACUGCGAGUGUACGGAGUGAGCGGCGCGCGGCGCCUGCCGGCCGGCGGGCGCGGCCGAGUGGUCGGACGGGCGAGUCGGUCCGGCCGGGCGGCCGAGCCGGUCGGCGGCGCAGGCGCGCGGGCGGUCGAGCGGUUCGGCCAGUCGGCCCGUCGAGCGCCGAUCAGUCGUUGUCUCAUCAACCUUUACACAUGUUGAGAUUGAUAUGUUAUACUAAUUCUAUUGAAUUAUAACUUGUUGCGUAUUAUAAGUAUGUAUAGAGCGAGCUCCGGCUCCGUACGUUAUGUGUAAAUGUCAUACGUUGAUAACAUUUGUUGCUGUACAGUUCAGUGAUGGAAUUUUUAUUUUUUAUUAUUAAUAUUUUUUGUUAACUUGGUUUACGAUAAACGGGUCUGCAAUGUUAUGUAACGAGGAUAUAAUUUUUAAUUAAGUUUGAAUUUAAAAUGCAAUGUUGAAUAAUAAAUAUGUUUUGAAUUAAAAAUUCACUAUAUUUUAGUCAAUGUUUAUUAUUGUUUAGUUAGUUGUACUGUCAGAUUGAUUUUCUAAUGAAGUGUUAUUUUGCAAUGUUGUAAAUGAUAAGAGGUAAAAAUGGAAGGUUACAAUGUCUUAGUGUUUAAAAGCUCGAAACCAAUUGAAAGGUACCUUGAACAUUGUCUAUAUUAUAUUAACAUUAAUAAAUGCAAAAAGGAAA